ACAGUGUUGCACUUCCUUCAUUCGCUGCUUAAAUAUCUCUGACAUAUUCACACACUCACACACACUCUCAUACCCGCUAUAGCAUGACAGCUGGAUAAUGUAGUGUAGACUAUAAUGCCACUGUAAUUUCCAAUUGUACUAGGACUUUAGGAGAAUAUUUUACACACACUUAGUGUAAGACAGGAUUACUGCAGAGAUCAGAACAGACAGGAGUUUAGAUAUUAUGUAUGACAGUUCCAGAGAUGACAUUUCAAUGGAAGCCGAAUAUGCAAACUGGGAGAAACCCCGUCUCCAGAAGGUAAACGAGCAGGGACGUCAACCCUCAGGAGGCGAUGGGACAUGGAGCAGAUAUUCCAGGUCGUUGGCAGUGUUUGCAGUGUGUGUAGCACUGCUGUGUGUUCUCCUGCUCAGCUUCACUGUAAUGCAGUCUGUGAAACUCAACAGUAUGACCGGAGAAAGAGACCGGUUGCAGAUCAGUUAUGAUAAUGUGAGUGUUGAGAGAGACCAGCUUCAGGCUGAGAGAGACCAGCUUCAGGGUGAGAGAGACCAGCUUCAGGGUGAGAGAGACCAGCUUCACGGUGAGAGAGACCAGCUUCACGGUGAGAGAGACCAGCUUCAGGGUGAGAGAGACCAGCUUCACGGUGAGAGAGACCAGCUUCAGGCUGAGAGAGAUGAACUGCAGGAGGGGAGUAAGAUGUGGAAUUAUACCAUCCAGCAGGGUCAAAAGUAUUUCACCACAAAGAGGACGAGUUGGAACAAUGCUAGAGAGGAAUGCAGAUCGAAAGGAGCUGACCUGGUGAUCAUCAACAGCCGAGAAGAACAGGUAUAUAUCAGUAAAAUGUUUACUGGUGAGGCUUGGAUUGGUCUACAUGACACUGUUCAGGAAGGGAAGUGGAUGUGGGUGGACGGUACAGAAGUGACCACAGAAUUCUGGUGGACAGGAGAACCUAAUAACUACGAUGGAAAAGAGGACUGCACUGCAACUGGCAGCAAAUUUGCUAAAGCUGAACUUAUAACAUGGGCUGAUUAUCCAUGUGAAACUGUUUUGCAGGCAAUUUGUGAAAAAAGGGCAAAUAUUUAGAGCAGUUUUAUUUCAAGAAAAAUCAGUAUUUUGUUAAUUAAGGUCAACAAAGCCAUGUUUUAAGCCAAAUUCAUCUAGUUUUGUAUAAAAAUAGUCUUGCAGGAGAGUGAUGAGUUUUUUUAAAUAAAUAAUCUGAAAUCAGUAAAAUUAAAUUCUGCAAUCUAAAUGAAAAGAGGAAGAAAAAUGGGGAUAAUAGUCAUACUAGGAAAUGAUUAAACGAGAACUUACAGUGAAAAAAAAGCCAGUCUCUCUUUCCACGUUAAAAUAGUUUCAAGUUUUUUGUGUAAGACCUAUUUAAAUGUGCCAGAUGGGCUGCACAUUUCUUUGAGACCAGGCAAAAACUCUUUUCAGCUGUUCUGUAACCGAAAACUCAGAGUUUCCCAACUCAGGGUUUGUCAACUCAGCAUUCAAGUUUCAAGUUUAAACUCAGAGUUGGUUGAACCCCCUUUCUGAAACGGCCCCCUGAUUUAUUUUAGCUCAGACUGACAGCCAUAAAAACGUUUAUGUAAUGAGUCUGUCUGUGUUUUGCCCUGUUUCUGUCUGCUGGUUUGUGUUACAGGAUGUAAUGGAUCAUGCGAUCGACAGUCGAUCGCUCAUGCCUUGUGUUGGUUUGGAGGCUAGCUUGCUGCUCUGUUGUUAAUACAGUUGCUGAGUUACA
This is a messenger RNA of Tachysurus vachellii, 1739 nucleotides long. RefSeq names its product CD209 antigen-like protein C. NCBI's taxonomy places the organism in Eukaryota, Metazoa, Chordata, Actinopteri, Siluriformes, Bagridae. The transcript is spliced from 5 exons. Gene Ontology annotation, molecular function: signaling receptor activity. Bases 224 to 1081 code for a protein of 285 amino acids. The record is from RefSeq and is a predicted model, not a curated record.